Messenger RNA from [Torrubiella] hemipterigena, 1731 nucleotides. The record is from the annotation of a GenBank genome assembly. Lineage: Eukaryota; Fungi; Ascomycota; Sordariomycetes; Hypocreales; Clavicipitaceae.
AAAUGAUACCGAAGUCGUAAUUCUUUUUAUUCCAAAUUUAAUUCAGAAGGGAAAACCGUUCAAAAGCUCGACAAAAAUGCUUGUCGACGUACUCACUACCCUACGGUGCGCCAGUCUGCUGCGCAAAACAGAUAUACUCUGCACACUGUUUUCUUAUUUUAGAAAUUUGCUUGUCUCUAUUGAAGUAGAUUAAAAAUUGUUCAUUCUUUGCCGGUAGUGAGACCAAAAAGUAAAUCUUUGGAGUGGUAUCCAUGGCCGCUUAUUGCGCUGAUCAAUCAUGAAGUUGAAUUAUUAAGCUUUAAAAUUGGCCGAUAUCGUCGCCACUUGCACGUGGAGGGUUGAUUUUCGCAACAGCAACCCCGCGCCUCUCGACGCCAAACAGCACGAAACGAUGGCACCGUCCCUCGAGGAACGCGAUAAUUACAGAGAGGUCAUUGCCAAUCCGAUCAAACAAAAGCCAGACCUUGUAGCUCCCGAACCAGAACACUGUCCCGGGCCCGAGUCCGAGCAGGCGGGUUCCGCUGACCAAUGCAAAGGCUGUCCAAACCAGGCGAUUUGCGCGUCGGCGCCAAAAGGCCCGGACCCUGACAUACAUGUCAUCUCAUCGCGGCUUGAAAAUGUCAAACAUAAAAUACUCGUCCUCAGUGGUAAAGGCGGCGUCGGAAAAAGCACAUUCACGUCGUUGAUAGCACACGCGUUGGCCACCAACCCGGACAGCAACGUCGGCAUAAUGGAUACGGACAUUUGUGGGCCGAGUAUUCCCAAGAUGAUGGGCGUUGAAAACGAAACGAUUCACGUCAGCGGAUCGGGAUGGUCGCCGGUCUGGGUUAUGGAGAAUCUCGCCGUCAUGAGUAUUCAGUUCAUGUUGCCAAGCAAAGACGAAGCCGUUAUUUGGCGCGGCCCCAAGAAGAACGGACUCAUCAAGCAGUUCCUUAAGGAUGUGGAAUGGGGUGACUUGGAUUUUCUACUCGUUGACACACCACCUGGCACGAGUGACGAGCAUCUUAGCGUCAACUCGUUCCUCAAAGAAAGCGGCAUCGAUGGUGCUGUUGUGGUAACCACACCACAGGAAGUAUCUCUGCUUGACGUGCGGAAGGAGAUCGACUUCUGUAAGAAGGCAGGAAUCAGGAUCCUCGGACUGGCGGAAAAUAUGAGCAGCUUUGUAUGCCCAAAGUGUACAGGCGAGAGUCAGAUUUUCAAAGCUAGCACUGGAGGAGGCAAGGCGUUGGCCGAGGAGAUGGGUAUACCAUUUCUAGGAUCUGUGCCCCUUGACCCAAGGAUAGGAAUGGCAUGCGACUACGGAGAGAGCUACUUUGAUUCGUUCCCGGAUAGCCCAGCAUGCAUUGCCUUCAAAGGCGUGGUGCGCGCUCUUGGGGCCCAACUGGGUCUUGAUACUGAGUCAAUUUUGCCCGAGUAGCGGGCUUGUACACUCCCAAAUACCUGUAUAUAUGAUUGAACGAAGCUAUGAAUUGAUAAAAAGAAAAAAAAUCUUUUCACAAAACUGCUCGCCUAUCGCACCCCAUUUGCCCUAAUGCGAGAAACUCAACGGUGGCCCGUGGCGUUGGAUCGGUCCCGAUCGUGCCGGAGACUUCUAAGCUUACCGCGCGGCUGAGUGGUGACGAUAGUAGACGCGUUGCUUGAUUAAGCCUAAAAAGUAGGCCAAACAGAAACAAUUAUAGUCCAGAUUUGUUGCAGUCGAAUUCUCCCGUUAAUUCUGCCGGAUAGGCCAGC